AUGGUUGCUUUUGAACACGUGUCUCCACAUGUCACUCGCAAAACUCACUCCCUCAGCAGAUUUCAGGAAUUUGUCAUGGUCCUGAUGAAACUGCGAUUGAAUGUACCCUUUCAAGAUCUGGCUUACCGUUUCAUGGUAUCUGUGCCCACUGUGUCAAGGAUUUUUUUUCCUCCUGGCUGGUUGUUAUGGACACCAGGUUGUUUCCUCUUGUUUCCUGGCCAGAUAGGGGAGCAGUUAUGGAAAACAAUGCCAAUGUGUUUUCAACAUGCAUUUGGAAGGAAAGUAACUGUAAUCAUUGACUGUUUUGAGGUGUUUAUCGAAAGGCCGUCAAAUCUGUUAGCCAGAGCACAAACAUUUUCAUCGUACAAACACCACAAUACGAUCAAGAUUCUCAUUGGUAUUACACCCCAAGGAACUGUGUCUUUUGUUAGUGAAGCCUGGGAGGCCGCACCUCUGAUAAGUAUCUGA
This is a messenger RNA of Porites lobata, 468 nucleotides long. The record is from the annotation of a GenBank genome assembly. NCBI's taxonomy places the organism in Eukaryota, Metazoa, Cnidaria, Anthozoa, Scleractinia, Poritidae.